This is a messenger RNA of Fusarium falciforme, 378 nucleotides long. RefSeq lists its product as hypothetical. The coding region runs from base 1 to 378 and encodes 125 amino acids. The transcript is spliced from 2 exons. The record is from RefSeq and is a predicted model, not a curated record. Lineage: Eukaryota; Fungi; Ascomycota; Sordariomycetes; Hypocreales; Nectriaceae.
AUGGCUCAGAAUUCACCCACCAAAGCCGACAUCGUAGCAACGCUCGACAAGAUCGUUACCAGAGUGCUAUAUGUAGAUCGGCAAGCCAAGGCCAUAGUGGAACGCUUGAGCCGGGCCGAAUUCAUGUGGCAUGAGUCUACAGCAGCAAGUCAGAGACUGCGUGUCGAAACCAGACAGGUUCUUCAGGACGUAGUGGCGAUGUUGAAUCAAGCCGAUCCUCUCCUUCACGAUGAGGAGGAAGAGGGACCUACGGCGCCGUCUACACCCACGAACCCAAAUCCGUGGAGCGAGAAAGCAGCCAUAGAAAUAGGGAUGAACAACACGGCGGUGGAUCAAGCAGAUCCCGGCAGCAGCAGCCAGCAAUACGGUAGGAAGUAG